UCGAUCUUUGGACUUUUGAAGAUAUGUCGACUACUAUACUAGAAGGAGUCGACAAUGAGGUUUUGCUUGCAUUCGUUGUUCUCAUCGCAGUUGGGGUUUUCACGCUUUUAUAUUAUUUCAGUAGCAGUGGACAGUCGUCGUAUAAUCUUUUAAACAGCUGGCAGUACUUGAGGAAUUUUUUUGAGAGAGAAUUUGCAGACACUCAAAGAGAAGAGAGACAAUCUCCAGACGGGACUAGUUCAGUAGAUAAUAAUGACAGUAGAAAUGUUCAAGACAGUCCAAUAGACGAUAACGACCGCCAGGAAGCUUCUCAGACAGAAACUGUUCAUGACAAUCAACGGGCUAAUUCGGAUUUUGCUGGUCCAUCUAGGGCCCAGACAAAGGGGUCACAUGAAGAGGGGCAAAGCUGUAGGACAGGGUUAGGUACCAGUGAAGAAACGCCUGGUGGGACUACAGAGUCUAGGUCUGAACAAAAUGAACCCUGCUCUACACCUGGACAACUGACCCUGAGAAUAAAACACCAUGAGGUGGAGAGAAACUAUGCCGUUGGUGCAAGCACCACCGUUGGUGAACUGAAAAGAUUAAGUUUUCCAAGUGAGGUUGCUCAAGGCAGGAGAGUACGGCUCAUUUACAGUGGAAGACUUCUACAUGAUGACUCGGACAGUUUGUCCUCGUAUGGCAUCAGUAAUUUCUCAGUAAUACAUGCUCAAGUUUCAGACAUGCCUCAGGUAAAUGCUUCCCAGCAAGGGCAACGGGACAAUGAAAUAGAGUUAGACAUCAGUAGACUGUUCAUACCUCUCCUGACAUUUAUCUUGUGUGGUUGUUGGUAUGGAUUGAUUAGCUAUCGACAACUGUUCAAUACUACAUCAACUGCUAUUCUUGUUAUUGUGACUGCUGCAUAUGCAUUCAUGGUAUAUGUUAUGCUUGGGUAAAGAAAAGUCCCAUCUUUAUAAAAAAUGGUAAGUUCUGAUCUUUAACGCAAAUUCAUAAGAAAAUUAGAUUAAAGAUAUCAUCAAUAUAAAAAAUUAUGUCAGAUUGACCUUUAAUUGUGUUCAUACUGCAAACCAACAAAUACAAGGAUCUCCUGUGCCACAAGAAUUUGAGUUAAUAGUUGUAUGCAUAGAACAUUGGUAGUGCGUGUGAAUUACAGUAGACAAAAUUGAAACAUGUAUACAUGUACGUACAGCUGUAUACUGAGGAAUUUGUAUCCCAUUAUAAAAAAAUCGAUUUAGUCAUUUAUAAAGGACCAUUCACUAAUUUUAUGAAAUUGAG
Molecule: messenger RNA, 1272 nt
Organism: Actinia tenebrosa (Australian red waratah sea anemone)
Lineage: Eukaryota; Metazoa; Cnidaria; Anthozoa; Actiniaria; Actiniidae
Biological process (GO): ERAD pathway
Molecular function (GO): protein binding
Source: RefSeq, a predicted model, not a curated record